AUGGAACUUGAUAAAGAUAAUUUACAAGAUCCAUUAGAAUUACCUUCAUCAAAUUUAAAAUCUGCUUUUAAUCGACAAUUGUAUAUAUCACCAAAUACAGAUAUUUCAUUAUCUAUACUUUGUUAUGAUGGAGUUUUAUGUUAUUUAUCAAAUAUUAUGGGUCAAGGUUCAUUAUUUGAAAUUGAAGAUAAUUUAAAAAGAUAUUUUUCAUUAGAAGAUAUUAAUCAAGCAUAUUUUAAUUUACAAAAUUGUUUAAAUUAUUGUUUAUCAACAUUAGAUUCUACUAAAGAUAAUUUUAUUUAUAAUAUUUUACAACAAUGUUCAAUUGAUUUAAUUAAUUCAUCAUCAUCAUUAUUAUUAGUUAUGGAAACUAUAUAUAAAAAUCAUUUAUUUUCAUAUUUACCAUUAUUUGUUUCAAAUGAUUGGCUUCAUAUGAUACGUAGUGUACAAAAUAUUGAACAACUUGAUAUGGCAUCAACAUCUAUAAUUGAUCUUCAACGACAAUUAUCAAAUUUAAAAGAUCAUUUAACACCAUUACAAGAAUUUGUUAGUGAUAUUGAUGAUAAUUCAUCAAUAAUACAAUCAUUACCAUCAACACCAAAUAAUCAAUGUUGUUUACGUACAUAUUGUAAUCAUAAUACAUCAAUAUUUCAUUCAACAACAUCUACUGAUUCACGAUCAUCAUCAUGGGCUUCAUUAAAUAUUGAAACUAAUCCAAUGACAACUAUAACUGGUUUUAUUCGAAAUCCAGUAACAAAUUUUAUGAUGCCAACAACAUCAUCUAUAUCCGAUCAAGAAUCAUCAAUACAUUCAAUAGAUAGUAAUAUAAGUAGUGAGGAUGAUCAAGAACCAUUAUCAAAAUUUUUCAAUCGAAGUUUAUCUUAUCAAUCAUCAAUACAAAAAACAGGUUCAAUACUUGUUAAACGUGAUGAUACUUUAUGGGUAUAUCCAGCUGCUGUUAUACAACCUAAAAUAAAUAGACUUUUUUCAUCUGUUCAUGAAGAUACAGAUGAAUAUGAAGUUCAUCCAACGCGUUUACGUUCGAAUAGUUGUGAUACUGAUUUUCGUAAUAAAAAAAUAUUAGAUCAAUUAUUGAAUAGAAAACUUAGAAAACCGAAAAAGUUUUUGAUCAAAUCAACAAAAGUUGAAGCUGACGAAACACCUUGGUUUCCACGUCGAAUCAAUGAUCUAGAUCAAUGUUCAAAUAAAGUUCUUUUAUAUGGAGCAGAUCUUGAUGCUGAUCAUCCAGGUUUUACAGAUAAAGUUUAUCGAGCUCGUCGUAUGUAUUUUCAUGAUUUGGCUAUAGCAUAUAAACAUGGAGAUCCAAUUCCACGUGUAGAAUAUACAAAAGAAGAAACUGAAACAUGGGGUGCAGUAUUUCGAAAUUUAAAUAAAUUAUAUCCAACACAUGCUUGUAAUGAAUAUUUGGCUAAUUGGCCAUUAUUAAGAGAAAAAUGUGGUUUUCGUGAAGAUAAUAUUCCACAAUUAGAAGAUAUAUCACGUUUUCUUCGUGAACGUACAGGUUUUACAUUACGUCCUGUUGCUGGUUAUUUAUCACCAAGAGAUUUUUUAUAUGGUCUAGCAUUUCGUGUAUUUCAUUGUACACAAUAUAUUCGACAUUCAUCAAAUCCAUCAUAUACACCUGAACCAGAUUGUUGUCAUGAAUUAUUUGGCCAUGUUCCACUCUUAGCUGAUCCUAAUUUUGCUCAAUUUUCACAUGAAAUUGGUUUAGCUGCCAUUGGCGCUUCAGAAGAGGAUGUCAAUCGAUUGGCCACGUGUUAUUUUUUUACAAUUGAAUUUGGUCUAUGUCGUCAAAAUGAUGGUCUUCGUGCAUAUGGUGCUGGUUUACUUUCAUCAUGUGCUGAAUUGCAACAUGCAUUAAGUGAUCAAGCAAAAAAACUUCCAUUUGAUCCUGAUGUUGUAUGUAAAACAAAAUGUUUAAUAACAACAUAUCAAGAUCAAUAUUUUGUUUCGGCUAGUUUUAUUGAUGCAAAAGAAAAAAUGAGGCAAUUUGCUUUAUCAAUCAAACGUCCUUUUGCAGUACGUUAUAAUCCAUAUAAUCAAAGUAUUGAAAUUGUUUCAAAUACUCAACAUGUUGCACAAAUAAUAUCUGAUCUUAAAGGUGACAUGUGUAUUAUAUUUGAUGCAUUAAAAAAGCUUGAAAAUAGUAUUACACAUGACAAAUAA
Rotaria sp. Silwood1 is the source of this 2187-nucleotide messenger RNA. NCBI's taxonomy places the organism in Eukaryota, Metazoa, Rotifera, Eurotatoria, Philodinida, Philodinidae. The record is from the annotation of a GenBank genome assembly.